AUGGACAAUUCUUCAUAUUUGCCGAAUCAUCUCCCGCCACCGUCCUUGGUCGUGUUUUCACAGGCCGGGGGACUCCCCGAUGGCUUGCGAAUGCAGAGACCCUUCAAUCCACAAGUAACCGAUUCGAAGGAGCUGCAAGUCCCGUUCAGCACCGCCGCGCAACUGGGCUACGGACUUCACCAUAUGUUACACUUGCCACACCAAUUUCUGCAUCCUCUGGAUCCACGAUUUAGAACGUUUCCUCCUCUGGGACCGUCGGCAUUUGCGCCUCCAAGUAAGUGCCUAAAAGUUGAAACCGGAGGCUCGAGUGUGUCAUCCGGAUUGGCGAGCAUCGGCUCGCUGUCAAACAUGUCGAAUAUGUUUUCGCCGUCAUUGCCGUCUUCAGGAGUCGCCGGUGGACUACCUGGUGGUCCGAGUAACCAAGAAGUAGCUCCGCAAAGUCCAGCUGGCUCUGCGAGUCGUUCACCCCUGGGCACUGGCCCUGGCUCGACUAAUGCCUCUAAUCGCGGACCCAGUCCUGAUGAUGAUGAUCGCGACACAAAUGCUACGCCUGGUUCCGAGAACACCGAACGGUCUACGCCCGAGGAAGGACGACCCUACAGACCGAUGAAAAUAGUAAUAGUAAAACGAGUAAAUUAUAAAUACACAUUAGUAUCACGGGGAGCAGUUAGCAGAACGGAUCGUUUUGUUGAUGCGUAG
This is a messenger RNA of Cotesia congregata, 699 nucleotides long. NCBI's taxonomy places the organism in Eukaryota, Metazoa, Arthropoda, Insecta, Hymenoptera, Braconidae. The record is from the annotation of a GenBank genome assembly.